This is a messenger RNA of Colossoma macropomum (tambaqui), 1147 nucleotides long. It is a transcript of the gene gpr27, whose product is annotated as G protein-coupled receptor 27. Gene Ontology annotation, molecular function: G protein-coupled receptor activity. Lineage: Eukaryota; Metazoa; Chordata; Actinopteri; Characiformes; Serrasalmidae. Gene Ontology annotation, biological process: G protein-coupled receptor signaling pathway. The coding region runs from base 1 to 1119 and encodes 372 amino acids. Gene Ontology annotation, cellular component: plasma membrane. The transcript has a single exon. The record is from RefSeq and is a predicted model, not a curated record.
AUGGCGAACGCGAGCGACCCCGGCGGCCCGCCGCUGCCGCUGCAGGACUCGGUGCAGCUGGCGGCGCUCGGCGCGAUGCUGUGCGCGAGCGUGGCGGGGAACGCGCUGCUGUGCGCGCUCGUGUUGAAGGACAGCGCGCUGCACCGCGCGCCCUACUACCUUCUGCUGGACCUGUGCGCGGCGGACGCGGCGCGCGCCGCCCUCGGUUUCCCCGUGGCCGCGGCGACGGCGACGGCCGGGGCGCGCGGGCGCCCGUGGGCCUGGACGUGGACGUGGGCGCACGCGUGGUGCCGCGCGGCCGCAGCGCUCGCCGCGCUCUUCUGCUUCCACGUGGCCUUUGUGCUGCUGGCCGCGAGCGUCACGCGUUACCUGGCCAUCGCGCACCACCGCUUCUACGCCAAGCGCGUGACUCCUUGCGCGUGCGCGGCGCUCGUGGCCGCCGCGUGGGCGCUCUCGGCCGCCGCCGCGCUGCCGCCGGCGCUGGAGGCGAGCGCGGGGGCGUUCCCGCGAGACCCCGAGCACUGCGCCCUGGGCCACGCGCCCGCUCGCGCCGGCGACGCGCUGGGCCUGGCGCUCACUCUCGCGUGCGUGGUGGGCGCCACGCACGCCGUGUACGCCAAGAUGCUGUGCUUCGUCUACGGACACCGGAAGAUGAAGCCCGCGCAGCCCGUUCCCGCGGUCAGCCACAACUGGACGUUCCACGGACCCGGCGCUACGGGCCAAGCGGCCGCCAACUGGAUCGCGGGCUUCGGCCGAGGGCCCACGCCGCCCGCGCUGGUCGGAGUUAGGCAGGCGCCGCGCGACGCCGGCCGCAGGCUCCUCGUGCUCGACGAGUUCAAGACGGAGAAGCGCAUCGGGAAGAUGUUCUACAUGCUCACGCUCGCCUUCCUGCUGCUGUGGGCGCCCUACGUGGCGGCGUGCUACGCGCGCGUCUUCGCCGAGGGCGGCGCCGUGCCGCACGUCUACCUCACCGCGGCCGUGUGGCUCACGUUCGCGCAGGCGGCCGCCAACCCCAUCAUCUGCUUCGCUUUCAACAAGGAGCUGCGCGUGCGGCUCAGGGCCUGCUUCCCCUGCUGCGUCACCACACAGACCCCGAUGGAGCCGUACUGUGUGAUCUGAUCAGAGAGAGACCGGCCUGCACAAACUC